Molecule: messenger RNA, 3364 nt
Organism: Zingiber officinale
Lineage: Eukaryota; Viridiplantae; Streptophyta; Magnoliopsida; Zingiberales; Zingiberaceae
Product: two-component response regulator-like PRR37
Exons: 9
Coding region: 331-2772 (813 amino acids)
Biological process (GO): regulation of flower development; cytokinin-activated signaling pathway; phosphorelay signal transduction system
Cellular component (GO): nucleus
Molecular function (GO): protein binding
Source: RefSeq, a predicted model, not a curated record
CUUCUGGCUCUGGCUCUCGAUACAUCUGGGUGUCUGGCUUUACUUCUCUCGGACUGGACUUCUGCGACCUCAUUCUUCCCUCGCAAUGGCCAGUCUUCUCCACCGCCCCAUGAGCUCCGCCUUCGCUCCAACCUGAUCUCUUCUCUCCUUUUCCAUCGUCAUCUCCUUAUCGCUGCUCCCCACGGAGCCUUCAACCUCUCCGUUCGCCGGCGGUUGAUCUUGGGGCUCUGCUCCCCUUCGCCAUUUCGGCCGUAGCGAAGGCAACGGAAUGUGUUCACUGCUUUGAGACUUCACCGACAACUCAACAAAACCUAAAGGAGAGUCUGGUCGAUGGGAACUAUGCACCAGGUUAGUUUCAACGGGGUGGAACAAAGAAACCAACACAUACUGUAUGAACGCGAGGAAGUCAGGGAUGGUGUCUUAAGGAAGGGGAAGGGAAUCUCUGAACACGAUAAUUCCCGAAACAAUGUGGCAAUUGAAGAUCUGAAAGGGACACAUCAGGCUGGACUCCAGGAACAGCCUGAGCAGCCUCCUGAGCCAAUCGUAAGGUGGGAGAGGUUCCUUCCUGUCAGAUCUCUCAAGGUUUUACUUGUGGAAAAUGAUGAUUCUACUCGCCAAGUCGUUACUGCCUUGCUACGUAAUUGUAGUUACGAAGUUACAGUUGCUGCUAAUGGUUUGCAAGCAUGGAAAAUCUUAGAAGACCUCUCUAAUCAUAUUGACCUUGUCUUGACUGAGGUAUUCAUGUCUGAUUUAUGUGGCGUCGCUCUUCUAAGCAAGAUCAUGAACCAUAAGACCUGCAACAAUAUUCCUGUGAUUAUGAUGUCGUCCAACGAUUCCAUGGGUACUGUAUUUAAAUGCUUGUCAAAAGGUGCAGUGGACUUUCUGGUGAAGCCUAUUCGUAAGAAUGAACUUAAGAAUCUAUGGCAACAUGUCUGGAGGAGACUUCAAAGUUACAGUGGCAGUGGUGACGGUGGUGGCAGCGGCAGCGAGAGUGGUAUCCAGACCCAAAAGUCAGCCAAAUCAAGAAGCCCUGUUGACUCUAAAACGAAGAGGAGCAAUGCUGAGGAUAACGGUUGCAAUGAUUUGAAUGCAACGGAUGGCAGUGAGAAUGGUAGUGGAAUUCAGAGUUCCUACAUAAAACGUGCAAUGGAGGUUGACAGCCUUCAACAUAUGUCUCCACAAGAUCAGAUCGCUGAUUCACCUGACAGUACUUGUGCACAGGUCAUUCAUCCGAAUCCUGGAACCUUUUGUAAUGAUUGGGUACCCAUAUCAUCUAAUGGAGGGCGCCAAGGACAAAAAGAGCUUACUGAUGAGAUCAUGGGUAAAGACUUGAAGAUAGGAGUACCAAUAAUUGCAGAGAUACGGUAUGAAACUCAUCCGAGAAAAGUAAUGAACCUUUCCAAGCAAAGGGACAUGAAUGAGAAAAAACUGCUGGAUAGUGACCAAAACCAGGAAAUUCCUACACUAGAGAGCAAUAACGUGUCUACCUCUGAUGAACGAAGCACAAAAACUUUUGAUUUGAUUGGUGCAAUGGCUAAUAACCUCGAUACACAUCCAUUAUCUGCACUUCAAGUCCCUGAAGGUUUGUCUAAGAUUCCAGAAUGUCAAGAAAAGACCACUGAUAAUCUUAGUGAUUUACCAAAUCUGGAGUUGAGCUUGAAGAGGCUUAGAGCAAGGGGGGAAUGUGGAUCUUCUGCUACUCUUGAUGACCGCAAUGUUCUAAGACGUUCAGAACAGUCUGCAUUCUCCAGGUAUCACAAAUCUGCUGGUUCUAAUCAAGCUCCAACUGGUUGCGGAGGAAGUUGUUCUCCACCUGAUAACAGCUCCGAGGCAAUGAGGGCAGAGUCUAUAUACAACAUGAUAUCCAAUUCAAAUGUCGAUCUGCUAAAACAAGGUUCCAAUGGCAGUAGUAACAACAAUGAUAUGGGCACCACUACCAGGAACAACUCUAUAUAUAAUGCGAUGACUGGCUCAAGUUCAGCUCCUUUGAAAUCAGGUUCUGCUGGUAGCAGUAACAAAAACGCCACAGGAUCCACCAUUAAUGCAUUCACCCAACCUGAAGCAAACACGAAGGAAACAGCAUCCACAUUUGUAUUCAACUGCAUCCAGACCACGGCAGUUCCCCUUCAUAAGCAGAUUCGAACCUCAACAAAUCAGCAAAUUGUCCAUGAGAAAACAGAAGAGCCACAGGCAGCUGGAGUUACACGACAAGCGAGAGGAAUAGAGCAUCAGGUCCAAGUGCAGCAUCAUCACCACCACCACCAUCACCAUCACCUACAUGUUCGUAGUAUGUCACAACAGAAGCAGCAGCAGCAGCAGCAGCCACCAGAUUUGGAUGACUUGCAGCCUAAAAUGGCGUCACCAGCUCUACAAUGUUGGUUGUCCAAUGCCUUUGUUGGGCCAGUUGAAGGUAAUUCUUCAAAAUAUAGCCUAAUGGGAAGCAAUUCUGCCAUUUAUCACCCCUGCAAUGGAUAUAAUGGAAAUAGGAACACUGCAAACCCUGCAAUGUUAAACAUACUAGUUGCUAAUCAUAAUACAGAGACGAGCAGACCUGGAGGUGGCAAUGCAAGCGGCAGUGGAGUUGUUCAGAUCCGUAUUGCUCAAAGAGAAGCAGCCUUGAAGAAGUUCCGAGAAAAGAGGACAGAAAGAAACUUCAUAAAAAAGGUACGUUACCAGAGCAGGAAAAUACUCGCAGAGCAGAGGCCGCGUGUGCGUGGACAGUUUGUGAGAAAGACCGUGUGUGAACAGAACAACGAAAUGAAAGAAAGCUGACACCAAGCCACAGCCUUUUCUAGUGCGAGUGUCGCCGAGUCAGCAAAAUAUAUCAUUCUUCGCUACAAUCAAUCAUUCUUCGCUAAAGUUGAUAAGCCACCGUGCAGUUUCCAUGUAGUGUACUGUGUUAGAUGAACAGCGAUGGGUCUGUUGUGUGAGAAUUUCCAUUUGAACAUGUGGUGAUAAAGCUUGCCGCUGAAACUACUACUUUUCUGGGUUGUAAUAUUAGUCCUGUUGUCGAAUUUUCUGCUGUUAAAUCAGUGGGAGCCAUCGCCCGCGUGUACGGGGGCAGAACCCAUGACGUCGCCGCUUGGUGCGGGCCUUUAGCAGGUAACGAUGUUCUGUUCAAUCGCAUGAUGCGGUUUUAUCCAAGCGGCAGUCCGUGCAUGGAGUUUUCAGAGACAAAAGCCUCCCUGGUUUACUUAAAUAGACCAACCAGAUCAGAGCUGGCUUGGUCGCUAACUUUAGAUGAACCUUGUGACAACCUGAGCUCUGUUUUGCUCUGGAGAUUAGUUGGACUUGGGAGCUUAUGCCACAACUCCACAGAUCCAUGUCUUCAAGAAUCUUAGAAACUACCUGUUUAGAGUAAUUG